GCGCUGGGACUCCCUCCCUGGGGCUGAAACGCGGGCUGGCAGGAUGACGGAGCCGUGGGAGCACAGCGACGACUAUGACGACUUGGACCUCAACUUCACGGCGCCCGACUUCGAGGGUGCCCAGGCGGUGCAGCCCGCGCUGGCGCCCAGCUACGGGGCGGCGCUGGUGCUGUACGCCCUCGCCUUCCUCCUGGGCGUGCCGGGCAACAUCGCCGUGGCCUGGGUGGCCGCCGGCGAGCCGUGGCGCCGGCUGAGCGGCCUCUGCUUCCUGCACCUGGCCCUGGCCGACCUGCUCUGCUGCCUGGCCCUGCCCUUCCUUGCCCUGCCGCUGGCCCGCGACCACCACUGGCCGCUGGGCCGCUUCGCCUGCAAGCUGCUGCCCUCCCUCACCGUCCUGAACAUGUUUGCCAGCGUGCUGCUGCUGACGGCCCUCAGCGCGCACCGCUGCGCCCUGGUGACGCGGCCCGACUGGUGCCUGCAGCGCCGGGCGCCGGGGCUGGCGCGGGGGGUCUGCGCGGGCGCCUGGGGCCUGGCGGCGCUGCUCACCGUCCCCUCCUUCGUCUUCCGCACCACGCGCCGCGACGCCUUCUCCCACAAGGAGACCUGUGUGCUGGACUACGGGGCGGCCGGGCGCCGCGCCGAGCUGCUGGCUGCCGCCCUGCGCCUGCUCUGCGGCUUCCUGCUGCCGGCGGCCGCCAUGGCGGCCUGCUGCGGGCUGCUGCUGGCCCGGCUGCGCGGCACCGGCCGCCGGCCGCCCCGGCCCACGGCCGCGGCGCUGGCCAUGGCGGGCUGCUUCGUGGGCUGCUGGCUGCCCUACCAUGCGGUGCUGCUGGCACUGGCGGCCCACCGGCCCGGCACGGCGGCCUACGCCCGCGCCCAGGCCGCCCAGCCCCUGGCCGUGGCCCUGGCCUACCUCAACAGCGCCGCCGACCCGCUGCUCUAUGCGCUGGUGGGGCCGGGGCUGCGCCGGGCCGCUGGCCCCCCGGCCUCCCCGCCGGCCUCCACCGCUGUCACCGAGGCCCCGCUGUAG
Molecule: messenger RNA, 1030 nt
Organism: Rhea pennata
Lineage: Eukaryota; Metazoa; Chordata; Aves; Rheiformes; Rheidae
Product: C5a anaphylatoxin chemotactic receptor 1-like
Exons: 2
Coding region: 44-1030 (328 amino acids)
Biological process (GO): chemotaxis; positive regulation of cytosolic calcium ion concentration; inflammatory response
Cellular component (GO): plasma membrane
Molecular function (GO): complement component C5a receptor activity; G protein-coupled receptor activity
Source: RefSeq, a predicted model, not a curated record